Molecule: messenger RNA, 3767 nt
Organism: Aplysia californica (California sea hare)
Lineage: Eukaryota; Metazoa; Mollusca; Gastropoda; Aplysiida; Aplysiidae
Product: charged multivesicular body protein 4c
Exons: 5
Coding region: 200-862 (220 amino acids)
Biological process (GO): vesicle budding from membrane; late endosome to vacuole transport via multivesicular body sorting pathway
Cellular component (GO): cytoplasmic side of plasma membrane; ESCRT III complex; multivesicular body
Source: RefSeq, a predicted model, not a curated record
UCCUGCUUUAUUUUCCCCAGUGCUAGCAAUCUGAGUCAGAGUCAUCAAGUUGUGAUAGGCUAGUACACAAUCUAUAAUUAGAAAUAUUCCGAAAUACACACACAUUGACACAUUUGUAGCUUGCGAUUUAUCACAAUCAAUUCGUCAGUUUUCGUUGAUACUCAAAACGAACCACCUGGAGGUAUUUUAGUUAUCAAUCAUGAGUUUGCUAAAGAAACUUUUUGGUGAUGGAAAGAAGGAGAAAACGCCAACGCCUCAAGAAGGAAUACAGAGGCUUCGUGAGGUAGAGGAGAUGUUGAUGAAGAAGUCGGACUUUUUGGAAAAGAAGAUCGACGCAGAAAUUGCUACAGCGAAGAAAAAUGGUACAAGGAACAAAAGAGUGGCCAUCCAGGCUCUGAAGAGAAAGAAGAGAUAUGACAAGCAGCUUCAGCAGAUUGAUGGUACCCUGUCCACUAUUGAAUUCCAAAGGGAAGCCCUGGAAAAUGCAAGUACAAAUACAGAAGUACUCAAAGUUAUGGGAGUUGCGGCCCGUGCCCUUAAGGGUGCUCACAAUAAUCUGGACGUCGACCAGGUUCAUGACCUCAUGGAUGAUGUUGCAGAGCAACAAGAGGUGGCAAAUGAAAUCUCAGAGGCUAUUUCUAAUCCUGUUGGUUUUGGUCAGGACAUGGAUGAGGAUGAUUUGCUGGCAGAGCUGGAGGAACUGGAACAGGAGGAUCUCGACCGGCAGCUUUUGGAUGUGGGAGGCACCGAAGACUUACCCAGCGUACCCACGGCCGAGCCCACUGAACCACGCCCUGCUCCAAAAGCGCGUGCCAAGGAGGAGGAUGAUGACAUGAGAGAGCUGGAGAUGUGGGCUUCCUAAGCAACAGCAGCUCUACGCCUAUAUUUGACCUACUGUGCAGUGUUAUUCUCGGCUAUCACUGGUAUUGUCAGAGGACUUUCUUGCAGAUCACUGGUUUGUGGUGAUUUAUGUUCAUGUUGUACUUUUUGUGGAAUAGUAAACUAUAUUCCUGAUUGUGACUUUUGAUUAAAAACUACUGACCGUGAAGAGUGAAAGUCCUUUGAAAUUACUCUGAAGUCAGGGGCUGCUCUAGAAGGUAAAAGUGUAUAUAUAAUGUCAUAUUUUUUUCUUAUGUAAGUAGCUGAAUCAGCUUGCAGUACAACACAAUUAAAUCAGUGAAAAAGCACAGAAGUACACGUCUAACAUAAUCUCAUUUUAUCUUGAAGAUUUGUCUAUACUUUCCCCAUUAAAAGAAAAAUUAGUAGUGAUCUCUUUCAGUAUUAGUAUUCUGGCCUCAAUAUAGAUCAGAUUGUAAUGUGUGUUUUGUUUUGCUACUUUUAUUUUCAAUAAGAUUUGCCAUUGCAUACUUAGAUGAAAAGUUGGGAGUCUUUUAAAACGUUAUUUGUUGUAAGGAAGCUAAAAAAGUUUUGUUUUUCGUGCCACUUUCUGCAUCACUGUUUUAAUCUUACUGAAGCGGAGAUCAAAACACUUUGAGAGUUUUAUAUUUGAAUAGGUAUAUUUUGUUUUUCUUUGAAUGAAGGCACAUGUUAAUAAUGCAGGGCUACCCCUUAUUCCCUUUGAAAUGAGGGACUGUGGAAGUAACAUUUUUGUCUUCUUUUAAUAAUGGGUUGUGUUCAGUAUACAUGUUAGGAUUGUGAUCAGAAAGCUAAUGAAGAUUGGUGCAGUUUACCAUUCAUGUGAAUGCAGAAUGAGAAAUAAGAAAUUAGUAUAUAAGUUUGAAUAAGUUCAAUGUUUUACUGUUUUUUAGUACUAUUAUGCAAGAAAUGAGAAAUUAUUUUUUAGUUUGGGUUGAGGAAAUAAUUUAUUUUACUUUUAAAAAAAUGCAGCUUAUUGAAUGAUACUCGGUUGGACUUGAAUACUAAGUCACUUAACAUUAACAUGUACAUUUGAUAUGUUUUGGUAAGCUUUUGCUUUUCUCCUGUAUGCAAAUUGUUUUUGUUUUGUCAUAACUGUUAAGAGUCAUCUUCAAAGUCUUUUGUGCUUCUCUUUGUCUCAAGUCAUCAUGUAUGUAAUGAUAUAUAUAUAUGGUGUGGGACUGUAAGAUAAUGCACAUAUGGCAUUUCAUAUAUGAAUGUUGUCUUUUUCUUGCAAACAUGUUUCAUGUAAUAAUAAGGAAACUGUGUUAAAGGUGCCUGUAACUUUUUCUUCUAUUCAAGUCUUCAUUUUUUUAUAUGGAUGAAAUAGUUCUGUAAGUUAGGACCUAGCAGCAUGAUCCUUCCAUAAGUUGUAAAUUUGCGUCCGCAUGCUAUUUGAUUUAGUAUUAUUGGUUAGGGAAGACGGAACACAGGACAAAUAUUGUGAGCAUCCUAAAGGGAAGUUAAUGGUACUUUUCUUUGAGGUAAACUUGAUUAUCUUCCUUACAUCUGGAGACACGAUGUUGUUGUUCUUUGAGAGUUCGCCGGGGCGGGGGCAGAUGUUAAUCUAUCUUUAUUUAGAAGGGUUUGGAAGAAUUGUUUAAAAUUUCUAGUCUGUGAGAAAGUGUGUGGCUAAAAUAGUUUAAGGAAGGUUUUCUGGUAUGUUGCCCGUUUUUGUUGUUUUGAAGAAUGAUUCUGCAAUAUGAUGUGAUGAAAUGCACUUUGGUCUCAGUGAAUUUUCUUAAGUAAAUUUCCAAAGUUCUGACUUGAUAACAUUUACUGUCAUCUCUUUGAAAUAAUGACAUAGUGCAUGAAGUUAGGGGUAGUCCUGUCUUCUUUCACUGAAGUCAUAGUGUGACUUUAACUUUUACUUUUACUGUCAUCCACAUCACUUGAUAUAUACGUACAUAUUAUUUUUAUUAUAUAUAUAUAUUUUUUUUAGUUUAUUACUUUUAUCUUUUUGGGUCAGGAAAGCUUGGUUGGGUUCACAGUCAGAUGUAUAAAUUCUUUGGGGCUUUUGGUGUUAAAGCAAUGGCCUUAGUUAUGCAAUCAUUGUAUUUGCACAGCUAUGUUCAAUACAAAGUCUAUCUUGUUGGAAUAAAUUUACUGAUCUGGCUGCAGCUUUUUAUUACCUCAUAUAUUCACCACCAGUCUCUGCAGGUACUUGGUGCAUAUAGUUCUGUCUAUAUAGUAUUUGUUAUUUAUCUUUUUUUAAUUUCAUGUGAGGAUACGGUACAAAGCAUGGUUGGUGGUGCUUUGACAAUGAUUUAUUUCCGUUUGUUUAUCACCUCCAUAAUGAGUGUUAUCAAACGCAUAGCUUGAGCAGUCUCUGAUAUAUACAACAAGUGAGGCAAAUGAGUGUUGGCGUACAAUUGUGAUAUUUGAAAUGUUUCCUUUUAUUAUUUGUGGAAUGUUUUUGAAAGCAGCGACUGAUCAUGUUAUGAAGAUUGAUUGUGUGAGGGAAAUUUUGUGCAUUAAUUAUGAUGUAGAAAUACUUUGGGGGCUUUGACCUUAAUUGUCCCUUAGACCGUUUGUAUUUCAAAUUUGAAGACCAGCCAAUCUUCAGCUUUGGACAUGUCAAAUGUUACUGAAUUUGAUAGUAAUUGAAAUGUUGCAGUGUCGGAGGAUAGACAGAAUUUUUGUCUCUGAGGUUAAAAUUUGUCUUUUUAGGAGCAGAUGAGGCUUUUCUUAUCUUGUUAAGGAAGAACAAUUUGUUUCUCCGGUGUUGUAAAAAUUUUCAAGACUUUUACACAUCUAGAUGAGUUUAAGGCUAACAAUAAAUCAUUGAUGACAUAUCUUGUUGUCGUGAAAGUCGAUGUUGUGAUGAGAGAAUGUUCAGUGCAAGUGUUUGCCAGUAAUGAUUUAAUAAACAUUUUCCCCCUCUGCUCAUA